This is a messenger RNA of Tetrapisispora phaffii CBS 4417, 1332 nucleotides long. RefSeq names its product aspartate transaminase AAT1 (gene AAT1). The transcript has a single exon. The coding region runs from base 1 to 1332 and encodes 443 amino acids. Gene Ontology annotation, cellular component: mitochondrion. The record is from RefSeq and is a predicted model, not a curated record. Gene Ontology annotation, biological process: biosynthetic process; L-aspartate catabolic process. NCBI's taxonomy places the organism in Eukaryota, Fungi, Ascomycota, Saccharomycetes, Saccharomycetales, Saccharomycetaceae. Gene Ontology annotation, molecular function: L-aspartate:2-oxoglutarate transaminase activity; pyridoxal phosphate binding.
AUGAGAUAUAUCAUCCCCGUUAAGUACAGAAUUUUUAAGCAUGCUUUGCAGUCUGUGUGUAAAGUUUCGGUUGUAUUUCGUAGAUUCAAUUAUACCUGUAGUAAGUUGGUAGUUCCUGAAGCACCAUCCGACAAGAUUUUGGGUUUGAAUGAUUUAUUUAAGAGGGAUCAAAAUAAGAAUAAAGUGAAUUUAACAGUAGGGAUAUAUAAAGAUGAAAAAGGAUCGGUGACAACAUUACUUUCGAUUUUAGAAGCUCAGAAGAUUGUAGAAAAGUCAAAUAAUCAUGAUUUAUCAUAUUUACCAAUAGCAGGACAUGAAGGGUAUAGAAAAGCUGUUAAAAGGUUUUUAUUUGAUGAGUGCGUAUCUAAAGGUGAAAUAAUUGAGCAAGAGAGAAUAAGUUUAAUUCAAACAUUAAGUGGUACUGGUGCAUUAGCAAUUACCUCAAGAUUUCUUUCAACCUUUGUCAGUGAUACUGUUUGGAUAUCUGAUCCAUCCUGGGUUAAUCAUGACAAUAUAUUUGAAAAGAAUGGUUUUAAAAAUAUAAACCAUUAUUCGUACGUUAAAAAUGGAAUAUUGACUGUGGAUGAAUGGUUGGAUGAUUUGAAAAGAGAUCCUGGAAAAGAUAAGUCCACUAAACCACAAGCAGUCGUUCUGCAUGCCUGUUGUCAUAACCCAACAGGAAUUGAUCCCACAAAAGAGGAAUGGGAAAGAAUCUUAGAUGAAAUUUAUAAUUUAAAUAUGAUACCCAUUGUAGACAUGGCAUAUCAAGGUUUAGACACCGGUAAUCUUAAAAAUGAUGCAUAUUUGUUGAAAAUGAUACUAAACGAAAAGAAAUAUAAGUCUUGGAGCAAUGGUAUAUUUGUAUGCCAAUCGUUCGCAAAAAAUAUGGGUUUGUAUUCUGAGAGAGUUGGCUCAUUAUCCAUUGUAGUCCCUCCAAACAGUGAAGGAUUAAAAAAAAAUAUUGAUUCCCAAUUACAGAAAAUAGUAAGAAGUAUUUAUUCUUCUCCUCCAAGUUAUGGUUCUAAAAUUGCAUAUUCAGUACUCUCUGAUCCUAUAUUAAAAGAAAAAUGGUUUCAAGACGUCGAAAAAAUGGUUAAUAGAUUGACUCAUGUACGGAUGGAGAUGCAUAAACGUUUAGAAUGGCCGGAUUUGAUAAACAAAAAUCAGCAGCAUGGUAUGUUUUACUUUAUUAAUCUCAAUGAAAAACAAAUUAAGUACCUAAGAGACAAAUAUUCAAUAUAUCUGACACUAGAUGGACGGAUGUCUUUAAGUGGAGUGAACUCAUCGAAUAUAGAUUAUGUCUGUGCGGCAUUAAAGGAUGCAAUUUCAUAA